Molecule: messenger RNA, 9281 nt
Organism: Physeter macrocephalus (sperm whale)
Lineage: Eukaryota; Metazoa; Chordata; Mammalia; Artiodactyla; Physeteridae
Product: zinc finger protein 177
Exons: 15
Coding region: 432-2084 (550 amino acids)
Biological process (GO): regulation of DNA-templated transcription
Molecular function (GO): RNA polymerase II cis-regulatory region sequence-specific DNA binding; DNA-binding transcription factor activity, RNA polymerase II-specific
Source: RefSeq, a predicted model, not a curated record
UUCGCCUCUUGGGGUGUUCCGACUCUGCGCGGUCAAGCAGGAGGGGAAGACACCAGAGAAGAGGCUUGAGGUCAUAAGACGCUGGCCUUGCGCGCUGACUUGGCCGUCCCGGCCUCCGGCAGGCGCUCCCGGGCGGCGGCCCUUCCCGCGAGAGCCCGGGCCUGCUCGGCCAUUAGAGGCCCGGGCGGCAGCUCUGGGAGGAGGCGGGUCGGCCAGGCCUUGUCUCCAUCCGCGAUGCUCCCGAUUUCAAAAGGCUCCAGAGCAACUUUUGGGUCCUUUCUCCACAAGGAAAAGGAAUAGCAUCUCCGUCGUUCUCGUCACGGUGACUCCGGCCCCAAUGGCCCCCUGUCCCUGGGUCCCGGUGAGCACUCGGUGGCUUUGUUCCGGCCGUGGGUGUCGGUUACAGAAGUUUGAUUGGGAGAUUUGUCUUAAUGCCAGAUGGUCAGCACCUCAGUGGAAUAUUUUGGAUGGGAAAAAAUCCAGUGUGGUGGAAAUGCCUGGGAUUGAUUGUGCUUCCUGGAUCCAAAGGUCUGCAUGCUCCAGGCCAGGAGCCUGGCCAGGAGGGAGACACAAGAGGAAGAAUGGCUGCAGGAUUGCUGACAACCUGGUCACAGGACUCGGUGACCUUCGAGGAAGUGGCAGUGGACUUUUCACAGGAGGAGUGGGCACUGCUGGACCCUGCUCAGAAAAUCCUGUACAGAGACGUGAUGCUGGAGAACUUUAGGAACCUGGCCUCAGUGGAGUAUCAUCUCUGCAAACACAGUCUGAUCACUGAGGUGGAGCAGGAAGAGCUGAGGCCAGAGCAGAGAGGAAUUCUCCAGUGUGCUUAUAGAGACCGGGAUACUCAACUUAAAUCAAAAGACGCAAUUCUUAUGCAGAAUGUUCCUGGGGAGAAAACUUCCAAUGGCAUAAAAAUGGUGAGAUUCACUAGAAAUGAUUCCUGGUUUUUUAGAAUGGGAGAACUCUGUGAAUUUCAAGGAAUUAAACAGCAGCAGCAGACAAACAAGGGGAGACACUUGAGGCAACAACUCACCCUGGUGAGAAACCAAUGGAAUUUAAUCAUUGUGGAAAAUUCUUCAGAAAGAACUGUCACCUUAUUUGUCCGAGAUAUUGCAAGAGAGAGAAAUGCUACAAAUGUAAAGAAUAUGGGCAAGACUUUGGCCAUCCCUCAACUCUUAGGAGUCAUGUGUUCUAAGGACCCUUUUGCCUUCCUGAGGAAAAGAAAGAUAGAGGCAGAAAGCAUAAUGGCUGAAUGUUUGAGAAGUUGUUCUCAGGACUCAGUGACCUUCGCUGAUGUAGCUGUGGACUUCACCCAGGAAGAGUGGACUUUACUGGACCCCAUUCAGAGAAAGCUAUACAGAGAUGUGAUGCUGGAGAACUACAAGAACCUGACCACAGCAGGGUAUCAAUUAUUGAAACCCACUCUGAUCUCUUGGUUGGAACAAGAAGAUGAUUUGAGGACAGUGGAAAGAAGAGGAGUCCUUCAAGGCUCAGCAAUUCAGCAGGAUAAUCUUUGGGGAGAAACAUCUGUUGGGAUGGAAACAGUAACAUUGGCAAGAAUCCACAAUGGAUGGAAACUCUUUAACUGUGAGCAAUAUAGGAAAGACUUCAGUGAACACCUGAGCCUUAGGACAGGCAGGAGAACUCAAAAUGGAGGCAACACUUACGAGCAUAAUGAGUAUGGAAAAAGCUUCCUUACUCUGCAGAAGAAAACCUCUAUGGUUGCAAAGCAUUUUGUGUUUAAUCACUGUGGAAAAGCCAUCAUCCUGACUCCAAAUAUUGUGGACAGGAAAACCAGCGUGGGAGAGAAAGCCUUGGAAUGCAGUGAUGGUAUAGCUCCCUGCAAUCUUCUGGUUUCCAUUUGCAUCUUUUUCCAUUCCUUCACUUUGAGCCCCUGUGUGUCCAUAAAGCUGAGAGCACAGGCUCCGGACGCGCAGGCUCAGCGGCCAUGGCUCACGGGCACAGCCGCUCCGCGGCACGUGGGAUCUUCCCGGACCGGGGCACAAACCCGUGUCCCCUGCAUCGGCAGGCGGACUCUCAACCACUGCGCCACCAGGGAAGCCCUGAUAUGUUGUUUUGAUUGAAGUAUUUAAAGAACUUCAGCUAUACAUAGAUACAUAGAUGGAAAAGGGAUGAGUAUUUUUACAGCCUCUUCAGAUAAUUGUGAAUAGUCUUUGAUACUGUACCAAAAUUAACAAGCAGUCAUUUAUUUCUUAAAGAUGAGUUGCACUGUGGAAUCUGAAACUAUUAUCAAUAAACUUGUCAUACUCUGUCAUACUCUGUUACAAACAAAAAUCAAUUUCAGGUUGACUAAGAAUUUAAACGUGAAGCCAAACAUCAAAAGCUGAAGAAGACAAUGAAGCUGAACAUAUUUAGAAUCGGAGUUUGGGGAAGGAUUUCUUAAAUGAGACACAAAAAGAAAGACUAACACAUUAAACUAAACUAAAAUUCAGAAUCACUGUUCAUCAAGACAGCAUAAAGAGAGAGGGACAUCUACAACAAAAAUAGAAUUGGUAUCAGAGAUAUCACACUCCUAAAUAUCACAGGGAAAUGACAAAAUACAGAGAAAAAUCAGCAAAAACAUGUAAAGGUAAUUCCCAAAUGGAAACUCAAAAGAGCCAAUAAAUAUAAAAAGAUGCCCAUUCUCAUUAGUAAUCAGCAAAGUACAAAUUAAAAUGAGAUACAUUUCACAUAGACUACAAAACAAAUUUGAACAUAAAGAUUCUACACUCAGCGAAUUCAUUUUUAGAGUAACUCAUGUAUAUGUGCAAUGGGAGGUGUGCAAGAAUGUCUACAGCAACAUUAUUCAUAAUGGAUAAAAGCUGCAAACAACCCAAGGCGGUAGAGCAAUCUUCCAUCUCUUGGCUUGGUUGAUGGGUACAAGUUUAUUCGUUUUUUUUAACUGUACUUACACGUUUUCAUCAAAUCUUCUCUAUUUCCCAUUUUUUAAAAGAAAAAUGUGGAAUAGAAAUCAUAACUAUUAAGGUGGUAGAAAUUAAUCCAGUAUGUUAGGAAUCACAGUAAAAAAACUGGAUGGGUUUACAGAUUGAAAGACAUUUUCAGAUUGGAUUGGGGUGGGGGUAGGAUCCAGCUACAUCCUCUUUACAAGAGAUACAUCUAAGUACACAGAAGGUUCAAAUGAGAAGGAUGGAGAACUAUCUAACAGACAGAAAACUGGCAUGGCUUUAUUAAUAACAUCAAACAAAACAGACCUAAAAAAUCUUUCUCCUUAUUGUCUCCAGUUUUUCUCCUAGUUUCUUCUGAACCCAUUUCAAUCAGGUUUUUGUGGACAGUAGCUCACAGAAUCAGCUUUGACAGUGACUCCCAUUGCUAUUUUGAUAUGUGUUGUCAAGUCCAGUCAGAAGGAAGGGAGAAGGGCCGAGGAAGGCUGGGUCCAAAGAGUCUUGGACAGAGGCGCAGUCUAGCCAAGUUAGGGCCAGACCAGUGGGGGGUUCUUGAACCAUGGCCAUCAGUGGAAGAGCCCUACAACCCACAAAUGGGCUUGUACUAUAUUACUCCUGCCAGGCUUAGUCACUGCUAGGAAUAGUCUUAGCACAACCCCAGAGGUAGUUUCUGGGAGGGUCAGCAACCAGGGCCACCAGCAAACUCAGCCCCCUAGUUGGGUACCCAAGGGGUAGAUUCUUAUGACUACUGCACCAGAACAAACUACUCAGCUGGGAGUAAUAAACAUUUCCUGAGAGUAAUAAAAAGAAAUUCCUGAUAGCUCCCCCACCAUGAAACUACAAUGAAGACUUUUUUUUAAAAGAAUAUUUCUUUUUCUCAUGUACCAUGAGUCUAGAAAUAAGCAGUUCAGGGUUGGUACAGCCACUCAGAGAAACCACUGAGAAGCAAAGAGCCUUGUGUUCUGGCUGCACCAUCUUUGCCUGUGGCUUCUGCCUACUGGUCACCUCCUUCCAACCCCAGGCAUUGUAUUUACUUUCCAGGCAGAAAGAAGGAGGAAGGACCAAGGACAGAGUGAAAAUAACAAGCAUGGGACUGCCCAGUUUUCAAUGGCUUUCCCAGAAGCCACACCAGUGGCUCCGCCUGUCUACCAAGGCUCUGGGACAUUCCUUCAAGAAAGGCUAAGAGAGAGAGCUGGGUUUUUCUGUUUUUUGUUUUACAGUAAACAUUUAACAAGUUGAGCAAAAUCCAGGUUCUGAGAGUCAGAAGAAGGGGCAGAGUGGACACAGAGACAGCCAGCAGUGUCUGCUACAACUGGGCCAUAAAGUCCCAACAGAUGCCAAAGAAUCCACAUUCUACAGGUCACUGACUCUGACCACAAACAACUAGAAUGGAAACGAAAAACAAGGAGACUAAGAACCCCUGGCACUGCAUCUGGAAAACAUAUUCCUGAAUAACCCAUAAGUCUAAGAGGUUGUCAAAAUGGAAAUAAGACAGUAUUUAGAACUGAGCCACAAUAAGUAAAAAGAUUACUUAUCACAACUUUCUCAAUAACUUAGAGGGCAUUUAGAGGGAUAUGUGUGGCCUUGAGUAUUUAUAUUAUGAAAGGAAAUGCAAAGAAAUUAAUGAACUAGGGGUCCAUAUUAAGAAUGCAGCAUAGGGAACUAUACUCAAUAUUUUAUAAUGGCCUAUAAGGGAAAAGAAUCUGAAAAAAAAAAACACCCCAGAUAUAUAUGUAUGUAUAACUGAAUUACUUUGCUGUACACCUGAAAUUAACACAACAUUCUGUAAAUCAACUAUACUUCAAUAAAAAUAAAUUUAAAAAAGGAUGCAGCAUAAAGGCAAACCCACAUUCACAACAUUGGCAUGGCCUCUCUCUCAGAACGAGUUCUCUGGUGAAUAGUAAGUGAAGAUCCACCCCUGAAAGCCCAUCCAUAGUCAUUAUACUAACAGGACCCUCCUUCGUGUGUCCUCACGUGUCAUACAAGGAUGAGUGCUUCUGAAGCCUUUAACAACUUUUUCUGUGGAAAAAAAAAAAUAUGAUGGUUUUCCGUGCAGGCAUACAGUUUCUGUCCUAUCUGAUUCUUUUGAGUCGAAUAAAGUGACUUUUGUCAAAAGGCUCUAUUUAAGUGUCUACUUUCCCAGGCCUUCUUACAUAAGAUUUUUUAAAAAUAAUUUUUAAAACUAAAUUAUAUUUCAAAUCCUCAAGAAAGGAUAUUUAUGGGAAGAAAUUUGAUUAUAGGUUGUGAGCUGAUAACAUUUUAUCCAUGUUAAAUUUCCUAAGUGUGUUAAUGAUAUUUUGAUUAUAGAGGAAAAUGUCGGAAGACAAUUCUCCACAGGUAGCUCACGUUUCCACGUGUCUUACUCUGUUCUGGACUAUGUCUCGGAGCACAGGGCAGGUUUGUUUGCUGUCCAGUGUAAUAAAGUUAAGAUCUCCCUCCCGGGCAAAGAUUGGGCAGGUUUGUUUGCAGCUCAUUAGAAAAGCUUGGGGUUCCACAGCUGUGACACAAACUCAAUGUGUACCAGCCACCUGGUCUGUCUGCUUCACAUCACCCCUGUGGGACUUGGGAGUCGAAGGGAAUUGACAGGAACGUGAAGCAUCUGCUGCCUGCUGUGCUGUAAUAAAGCCCUUGGUCUCUGACCCAGAAGUCUGGUGUCUUGGCCAACAUCCAUUAAACUGUGGGAGACUAAUUAGUUAGCUUGAAAGUAGGGAUGAUGAUCUUUCCGUUCUCGACAAUGUCCCUGUUCUUGGGGGUAAAUGCUAAAGAAGUCUGAUGUCUGUAAUGGCUCCCCCAUUAAAGAAAGUUACACAUAAGCAAAGAAAGAUACAAAACAAUUGUCAAAAAACGCUGAUAACUGGUGAAUCUAGGCAAAGGCAUGGACUUUGGGGGAAUUUCCCCAACGAAUUUUAUGAGGCCAGCAUAUCCCAACAACAAAAGAACAGCAUGACAAAAGGAAAAUUUGCAGGCUGGUCUCACUCAAAGAUGCAAAAAUCUUAGCUAGCAAACUGGGAACAAUGAUGUGUAAUAAAUAUGUUAGGGUCAAGUUACCCAGGAAUGCAAGGUUAAUAGCACAGUGGAAAAAUCAGUUCAAGUAAUUUACCACACAAACAUGUUAAAUACAGAGAAGUUACCUGUAUUCAUUCAUUCAUUCAUUCAACAAAUACUUAUUGAGUGCCUACUAUGGGUUCUACCAUUGUUCUAGGGGUUUUGAAAUACAUCAGUGAACAAAUAUUAUCAUCUGAGGAGAUGCAGAACAGACCUUUGAUAAAAAUGCGACAUCUGUUCAUGAUAAAGAACACUAACACCCUAGGAGGAGAAGGGAACUUUCUUAUCCUGAUAAGGUUAUCUACAAAAAUGUUACAGCAGAUACCACACUUAAAAGAUAAAAUAGGAAAAGAAUGCCCGUUAAGAUCAGGAAAAAGACAAGGAUGCAUAAGACCAUGCCUAGUCAUAAUGGUUCAAGCCCCAGCCAGAGACAGGCAAUAAAAGCUUAAGGAAGUUGUAAGGAUUAAAAAGGAGCAAAGGAAAUCUGUAUUUGUAGAUAUGAUUAUCUAUAGAAAUCCACAAAAGAUCUAUGCAUCAGUUAUUAGAUAGAAGUGUAGCAACUUUGCUACGAGCAAACUCAACACACAAAGAAAAUUCUCUAUCAGGACCAGCAAGAGACAUAUACCUCUAGGCCUUCUCCAGAAACCUUAUACCCUGAUAUAGUUUAAAGUAUUCAGAGCCUAGGAAAGGAAACCAUUCCAUGUCUCACAAAAUGUCCAAAAAGACUUCUAAAGAACACAAGGAAAAGAACCAAAUUUAAAAGUGCAGCAUGGAAACUACAGAGUAAAAAGAGGAAGGCCCUGAAAAAGAUGACAUUGCCGAGAUAAAUAAAUACCCCAUCUGAACCCCCAAUAAAUGAGUUAAAGAGUGUUACACUCUUUAGAUCAUUCAGUCCAAAAAGGAUUCAUUAACUGGAUGCUAGCUUUUGAGAAAAUAGAGUGCGAUUGGCAUCUAUGAGGAACACCACAAUUCCAAGGACGACUUCAAAACAGUAUUAUGGGUAUAUCCUGCCACAAUGGAGACUGUGGCUAGAUUUAUCAAAAAGAAUGCAUAAUGGAAGCACCUUUUAUAACAGCUUUAGUGAGGUAUAACUUACAUACUGUAAAACUCACCCAUUUGAAAUGUACAGUCCAAAUGAUUUUUAGUCAACGUAUAGCGUUGUGCAACUAUCAACAUGAAUCGGGUGUAGAACAUUUCCAUCAACCCAAUAAGAUCCCUUAUGCCUGCUUAGUUAAUCGGGUUCCCCCACCAGAAACAAUAACCUACUUUCUGUUUCUGUGGCUUUGUCUUUUCUGCAUAUGUCACAAAUGGGAUCAUACGGUCUGUGGUCCUCUGUGACUGGUUUCAUUCACUGAGCAUAAUGUCUUACAAGGUUCAUCCACGUUGCAGCGUGUAUCAUCAGGACUUCAUUUCUUUUUAUCACCAAAUAAUACUUCACUGUAUGGAUAACUACAUUUUGUUUAUCCAUUCUCCAGUUCCCAAAAGGGAAACUUUUGGGGUUUCCCUUUUUGGCUAUUAUGAAACAUGUUAUGAACAUUUGUGUGCAACUCUUUGUGUGGACAUAUCUUUUUAUUUCUCUUGGGGGUCAAAUGGUUUUUCAUUAUGACCACAUAUCAUUUUACAUUCCCAGCAGCAAUGUAUGUUCCCUGAAUUUUGGAAGCUGCAUUUCCCUGGUUCCCCUUUUCCCUCAAGAACCAUGUUUGUCAAUAGAAAUUAUUAUUUUUUAGAUUUUUUUUCUCCUUUUGGCUGUGCUGCUGUGGCUUGUGGGAUCUUAGUUCCCCAACCAAGGCCCCUGCAGUGAGAGCACCAAGUCCUAACAACUGGACGGCCAAGGAAUUCCAGAUUUCUUAAAUAUUGAGGAUCCAGUGUCCAUACUUCAAAGUUGUGCAUGUGUUUAAAAAACAAAAAAGCCAAUAAGGUGAAGUGCUUUUGGAAAACAUGAGCCUCCUUUCUCCACUUAUUUAUUUAUUCAGUUGUGCUGGGUCUUAGUUGCGCCUUGCCAACUCCUUAGUUGCGGCACAUGGGCUCCUUAGUUGUGGCAUGCGAACUCUUAGUUGCGGCAUGCACGUGGGAUCGAACCUGGGCCCCCUGAAUUGGGAGCGCAGAGUUUUAAUCACUGUGACACCAGGGAAGUCCCUCUCCACUUUCUUAAUGCAAACUCUUUGCCUUAAAAGAAGGAUCAGCCAGCCUGGCUUCUGUUUAUGUAAAUACAAUUCUGUUGGUGUACAGCCACACCCAUUUAUUUAUGUAUUUUCUGUGGCCACUUUUGUGCCACACGGCAGAGCUGAGUAGUUGCAACAGAGACCAUCUGGCCCACCAAGCCUAAAAUACUACGUCUCCAUUUAUCGAAAAAGCUUGCAGACCCGUCUUAAAUAGUAAGUUUAAAAAUCUGCACAAAAUACAGAGUUAAACUACUGUUUUGGAGGGCCAAGAAAAGUAUAUCAGGCUGACCUGACCUAGAACAGUAAAUAUGCCCUGCAAAUUAACCCCCAAUGCAACUGUUUUAAGGUGUUUAGAGUUCUGUACAAAGCUCUUGAUUGGAGCACUGGGAAGAAAACUGGCCUACCAGAUCAUGUGAUGUGGGCAUGCAUGAAGAGGGAAAACAGCUUACAUGCCUACUAGGCUGUUGGUUAGGGUUAAACUGCCCAGGCUUAAUGUCAGGUUGGUUUUGUUUUGGUUUUUUUUUUUUUCUUUUUUUGGCCGCUAGGCGGCUUACAGGAUCUUAGUUCCCGGACCAGGGAUGGAAACUGAGCCCCCUGCAGUGGAAGCUAGGAGUCCUAACCACUGGACUGCCAGGGAAUCCCCUCACCCCCCACCUUCUUUUUUUCCUGUCAAAUUGCUGCUUCUAUUCUGGAAUACAAAAGCAUUUCCAUUUCCACAGUUUACAGCUUUGUUAAUGUUGGGCAAAAUCAGUAUGUUAUGCUUUCUGGGAUGAUGGAAAUAUUUUAUAACCUGAUUGGGGUAGAGAUUAUAGGGGUGUAUACACUGGUCAAAGCUCACCAACCUAUACAUUUCAAAUGGCGCAUUUUAUGUGGAAAGUAAGUUAUGAGACAGAAUUAUAAAAUUAAACAUCAUUUUUAAGAGAGAUAUUCAAAGAAACGAUUGCCUACAUGGAAACUGUAUUUAAAGAUUUCUUUUUUGUUCAUGGAAAUAGGGUAUAUAAAAAAAACAGGGCUUCCCUGGUGGCACAGUGGUUGAGAGUCUGCCUGCCGGUGCAGGGGACACGGGUUCGUGCCCUGGUCCGGGAAGAUCCCACAUGCCGCGGAGCGGCUGGGCCCGUGAGCCAUGGCCGCUGAGCCUGCGCGUCGGAGCCUGUGCUCCACAACGGGAGAG